Molecule: messenger RNA, 1644 nt
Organism: Cynocephalus volans (Philippine flying lemur)
Lineage: Eukaryota; Metazoa; Chordata; Mammalia; Dermoptera; Cynocephalidae
Gene: OIT3
Product: oncoprotein induced transcript 3
Exons: 9
Coding region: 1-1644 (547 amino acids)
Molecular function (GO): calcium ion binding
Source: RefSeq, a predicted model, not a curated record
AUGCCUCAGUUCCUGCUUCUUGCCUGCCUCUUCAUCACAGUCACCCCAGUGUCCACAACGGCCCUAGAUCCUUGUUCUGCUUACAUCAGUCUGAACGAGGCCUGGAGGAACACGGACCACCAAUUUGAUGAGGCUCAAGGUCCACCUCUGUGUGACAACCAUGUGGAUGGGGAGUGGUACCGCUUCACAGGCAUGGCAGGAGAUGCCAUGCCCACCUUCUGCAUAUCAGAAAACCACUGUGGGACCCAUGCCCCGGUCUGGCUCAAUGGCAGCCACCCCCUAGAAGGUGAUGGCAUCGUGCAACGCCAGGCCUGUGCCAGCUUCAAUGGGAACUGCUGCCUCUGGAACACCACGGUGGAGGUCAAGGCUUGCCCCAGAGGCUACUAUGUGUAUCGUCUGACCAAGCCCAGCGUCUGCUUCCAUGUCUACUGUGGUCACUUCUAUGACAUCUGUGACGAGGACUGCCACGGCAGCUGCUUAGAGAACAGCGAGUGCACGUGCUCUCCAGGAACCGUGCUUGGUCCUGACAGGCAGACAUGCUUCGAUGAAAAUGAAUGUGAGCAAAACAAUGGUGGCUGCAGCGAGAUCUGCGUAAACCUCAAAAACUCCUAUCGCUGUGAGUGUGGGGUUGGCCGUGUGCUAAGAAGUGAUGGCAAGACUUGCGAAGACAUCGAAGGGUGCCACAAUAAUAAUGGCGGCUGCAGCCAUUCUUGCCUUGGGUCUGAGAAGGGCUACCAGUGCGAGUGUCCCCGGGGCUUGGUGCUGUCUGAGGAUAACCAUACUUGCCAAGUCCCUGUGUCUUGCAAGUCGAACACCAUUGAAGUGAACGUCCCCCGAGAGCUGGUGGGCGGCCUGGAGCUCUUCCUGACCAACACCUCCUGCCGAGGCGUGUCCAAUGGCACCCACGUCAACGUCCUCUUCUCCCUCAAGACGUGCGGCACAGUGGUCGAUGUGGUGAAUGACAAGAUCGUGGCAAGCAACCUGGUGACAGGCCUGCCCAAGCAGACCCCAGGCAGCAGCGGGGACAUCAUCCUGCGCACCAGCAGGCUGCUGAUCCCGGUGACCUGCGAGUUCCCGCGCCUGUACAGCAUCUCCGAAGGCUACGUGCCCAACCUGCGGAACUCCCCGCUGGAAAUCACGGGCCGGAACCGCGGGGUCUUCCCCUUCACGCUGGAGAUCUUCAAGGACGACGACUUCGAGGAGCCCUACCGGGAGGCGCUGCCCACCCUCAAGCUUCGCGACUCCCUCUACUUCGGCAUAGAGCCCGCGGUGCACGUGAGCGGCCUGCAGAGCCUGGUGGAGAGCUGCUUCGCCACCCCCACGGCCAGGGCCGACGAGGUCCUCAAGCACCACCUCAUCCGGGACGGCUGCAUUUCAGAUGACUCAGUAAAGCAGUACUCAUCCCGGGAUCACCUAGCAAAGCACUUCCAGGUCCCUGUCUUCAAGUUUGUGGGCAAAGACCACAAGGAGGUGUUUCUGCACUGCCGGGUCCUCGUCUGCGGGACGCUGGACGAGCGCUCCCGCUGCGCCCGGGGCUGCCACCGGCGCCUGCGUCGCGGGGCUGCGGAAGGCGAGGACGCGGCGGCGGCUGUGCAGAGCCACGUGCUGACGGGCGGCCCGAUCCGCGUCGACCGGGAGGCCUAG